This is a messenger RNA of Cydia pomonella (codling moth), 1203 nucleotides long. RefSeq names its product m7GpppX diphosphatase (gene Dcps). The record is from RefSeq and is a predicted model, not a curated record. The transcript is spliced from 4 exons. Gene Ontology annotation, biological process: deadenylation-dependent decapping of nuclear-transcribed mRNA. Gene Ontology annotation, cellular component: P-body; nucleus. Bases 16 to 1029 code for a protein of 337 amino acids. NCBI's taxonomy places the organism in Eukaryota, Metazoa, Arthropoda, Insecta, Lepidoptera, Tortricidae. Gene Ontology annotation, molecular function: hydrolase activity; RNA 7-methylguanosine cap binding.
CAGCAUUGUCAAAAGAUGUCCGACGGGAAUUGCCAAAACGAUGUUUUAGAACCGCCUUCCGCGAAGAAAAUUAAAUCUAAUAAUGAAAACGAUGUAAAUGUGAAUGGUAAUAACUUACAGUUGAAAGACUUCAUAGCAGAGAAGAUUCUUAACAACAAUACGAAUAGGAAAACGGUUUGUGUGCAGGGGAAAUUCAAGGACAAGAGUGGGGUUGCAUUAGUGAUACUAGAGAAAAAUGCUUUCAAGGAAGAGGAAUUGGACAACGACGGAUAUUUUUCCGUAGACAGCCAGCUCCGUACGUUCUUCGAGAACGAUAUUUACGGAAACUUCGAGUGUUACCCCAAGGCAUCUUUAAACGGAGUGAAGACCAACAUCAUAUAUCCUGCCACCGAGAAGCAUAUUGCAAAGUUUAGCCAACAAGAAGUUCACAUUGUGCUGGAAACCCCAGAGUUGUACGAGAAACUAACUCUGCCACAUUUGGAGAAAGAGCAAUUUAAUUUACAGUGGGUCUACAACAUACUAGAAGGCAAAAGUGAAGCAGAUAGGAUAGUUUACGACAAUAAGUGUGAAAGAGAAGGUUUUGUGUUGCUCCCGGAUCUGAAGUGGGAUGGUCUGACCAAGGAGACCCUGUAUUUGCUAGCAAUAGUCAGGCAGAAAGGCAUCAAGUCUAUUAGAGAUUUGGACGCUAGUCACCUACCGCUACUGAAGAGAAUCAGGGACGAGGGAAAGAAAGCAAUUCUGCAGAAGUACAACGUAAAAGGCAGCCAACUGCGUAUCUACUUGCAUUACCAACCGUCCUUCUACCACCUGCAUAUCCAUUUCACGUACUUGCGCCACGAGGCGCCCGGCAUACAUGCCGAGAAGUCCCAUCUCCUCGACUCCGUCAUCGACAACAUCGAAAUGAUGGGCACAUACUACAUGAGAGCCACGCUACCUUUCACCAUUCGAGAAAUGGAUAACCUCUUCAAAGUUUAUGAAACUAACGGUCAUGUACAGAGAAUUGAGAAUAUUGAGCUAAUUGAUAAAUAAGAUAUUUUUGUAAUAGAAUAAGCGAAGAUGUUGAUAAAAAGUGUUUUCAUGGAGCUGCGCUCUAGGUUGCGAAGUUGCAACGUUUAUAUUACUACAGGAGUUGAUUUUAAGAAAAAUUGCAAUUUGAAGAUAAGCAUACAAUCCAACUGUAUUGUAUUGAAUUAUUAUGAUGAU